AUAGUCUUAGCCUAUUCAUUCCACUUUCUGUUUUUCCUCCUCUUUUUUUCUUAUUCCAUUUGAUUCUCCGACUCAUAGAAAGAGUUCUCAAUUAUAAUGGAAAGAAGAAACUAACGAGAAACGACCAAAGCUUUAGCAAACAGUACCUUGUCUUCUGUUUCAAAAACAGGCGAUAAUGUCUUGUAAUAAUGGAAUGUCUUUUUUCCCUUCAAGUUUCAUAAUCCAAAACUCUUACGAAGACGAUCAUCCUCAUCAGACUCCAUCUCUUGCACCCCUCCUUCCUUCUUGCUCCAUGCCUCAAGAUCUCAAUGGAUUUGCUUCGUUUAUAGGUAAGCAAAUAUUAGAAGAGGAUUAUUCAGAUGAUGGGUCUCAGAUGGGAGAGAAGAAGAGGAGAUUGAACAUGGAGCAAGUGAAGACAUUGGAGAAGACUUUCGAGCUUGGAAACAAACUUGAACCAGAGAGGAAAAUGCAGUUGGCUCGUGCCUUAGGUUUACAGCCAAGACAGAUCGCGAUUUGGUUUCAGAACAGAAGAGCUCGCUGGAAAACAAAGCAGCUAGAGAAAGAUUAUGAUACUCUUAAACUAAAAUUCGAUGCACUUAAAGCUGAAAACGAUCGUCUUCAAACUCACAAUGAGAAACUCCAAGCUGAGAUUAUGGGAUUAAAAAAUAAAGAACAAACAAAAUCUAUAAAUCUGAACAAAGAAACAGAAGGGUCUUGCAGUAACAAAAGCGACAACAUCUCCGAUAAUCUCAGACUUGAUAUCUCGACGCCACCGCCGCCAUCAAUAGAAAGCACAAUAACCGCAGGUCACCCACCGCCGCCGCAAACAGUUGGUCGACACUUCUUCCCACCGUCGCCAGCCACCGCCAGGACCACCACAACGACGUUGCAGUUCUUUCAAAACUCGUCUUCAGGACAGAGUAUGGUUAAAGAAGAGAACAGUAUCAGUAACAUGUUCUGUGCAACGGAUGACCACUCUGGUUUUUGGCCAUGGCUUGAUCAGCAACAGUACAAUUGAAACUGGUUUAAAAAAAAAAAAUACAUAUCUUGUUUUUGUUUUCAAUUUUGAUAAAUAAAGAAGAACCCAUGCAUGUUUCAAAUUGGAAUAUAUAUUUCCUAUUAUUUUUAAGUAAUGA
Molecule: messenger RNA, 1136 nt
Organism: Brassica oleracea var. oleracea
Lineage: Eukaryota; Viridiplantae; Streptophyta; Magnoliopsida; Brassicales; Brassicaceae
Product: homeobox-leucine zipper protein ATHB-13-like
Exons: 3
Coding region: 176-1018 (280 amino acids)
Biological process (GO): positive regulation of DNA-templated transcription
Cellular component (GO): nucleus
Molecular function (GO): DNA-binding transcription factor activity, RNA polymerase II-specific; sequence-specific DNA binding
Source: RefSeq, a predicted model, not a curated record